Molecule: messenger RNA, 525 nt
Organism: Vespula pensylvanica (western yellowjacket)
Lineage: Eukaryota; Metazoa; Arthropoda; Insecta; Hymenoptera; Vespidae
Exons: 2
Coding region: 102-461 (119 amino acids)
Source: RefSeq, a predicted model, not a curated record
AUUAUUCGUAUAAAACUUCAGAUGUUUUCCAUCAAGGGACAUCUCAAACUUUUGGUAUUACGUCAAAUUAUUAAGUACAUAUAUACAAUAUCAAUAAUAACAUGAAAAUAGAAAAUAUGGAAAAUCUUCAGCCAGGUGAUAGAGACAGGCAGGACAAUCAGAAUGAUUUACAAAAGGAAGUACCUAAUAUACCUAAUAACCAUGAAGAACUGAUGAUCGAGGAUAACGGACAUCGGAACAGAUCGUCGAAAACAAAAUGUCGAUGUAAAAAACGAAAACGAAGGUUGAGACUAUCUCGUAAUCCCUUUAUCAUCUUUUAUCUGAAGAUGUAUUUCGAAUCACCGUGUAAACGAGUGGUGGAUGUAGCUCGCGAGGCUGGUAAGAUAUGGUGUCGCAUGACUAGUGCACAAAAACAAAAGUAUAUCAGACUCGCGAGAAAAUUGCAAUGUAGAAAACGCUGAGAUAAAGGUGUCAACGAAAAAAAAGGGAAUAAAUAACGUAGAAACUUCGAAACCUUCUAAUUUU